GCAUCAGUUCAUAUUUAAUGUGAUUUGCCGUGAUACCUCGCGCCCCCCAGUACAGUGCGGACAGCACGGUGUUUUGUAUUAGAUACGCAUUCGCAGACAAGGAAUAACCAUUGGGAGCCGUCACCUGAUCUGUUGUCCAUCAGUCAGUCUGGCUAAAUGCAGCGAGCGUGUUCAAGUCUCCGCCUUCACCUGGAAACCGGGGAGGUAUCCGUUUACGUGUCGCCUCACCUGGUCUAUUCAACGGCGUUCUUGCUUGUGACGAAUGAUACCAGUUGACUGUGGACUACCGGAAAUAUCUGCUUGCUUUUCACUAGCAUUCACCGUGCGUGAAUUAGACCGUGUUCCCCUCCGGCAAGUAAGUUGCCAUUUGUUUUCUUUUGGUUGGCCUCAGUUGGUCAAAAGAAAAAAGAGAGAGAGAGAAAGAGAGUGUGGGAGCAAAUGCAAGGAAAAACGGCGGUGAUUCGGCGUUUUAACAGCCAAUAAAAAGGCCUGUUUUAUUUUGUACUAUUGCACUUUAUAUUGUAUCCUGCACAAGAUGCCUGUCCAAAUCCCGGACGACACGGAUUUCACUUCUUUCAAAGAACAAUGCGAAAACCACGAGGGAUGGCUGGCCCGCUACAACAAGGGAGGCGUGACCGUGUGGUGCAGAGCGGAGGAGUGCAACACGGUGCAGAAACUCAAGAUGCGGAUCACGUGUAAGGACGUGCGGGCGGAUACGGUGUAUGACGUCCUCCAUGACACCAGCUACCGCAAGAAGUGGGACACCAACAUGAUUGACACCUACGAUAUCGGACGACUCACCGUCAAUGCAGACGUUGGCUACUACUCCUGGAAGUGUCCGAGUCCACUGAAGAACCGAGACUUUGUAACCAUGAGAUCCUGGUUACCACUCGGCAACGACUACCUCAUAAUCAACUACUCUGUCAAACACCCCCAACACCCUCCCAAGAAGGACUACGUCAGAGCAGUCUCGCUGCUCACCGGCUACCUGAUCCAGUCCAACGGGCCAAGUAGCUGCACUCUCUACUACCUGACCCAGGUAGACCCCAAAGGAUCCCUGCCCAAGUGGGUGGUCAACAGGGCGUCCCAGUUUGUCGCUCCGAAGGCCAUGAAGAAGAUCUACAAGGCGUCCCUGAAGUACCCCGAGUGGAAGCGGAAGCACAACCCCGGCCUGAAGCCCUGGAUGUAUCCCGAGCAGAACACCCUGCCCUGCGUCAGCGUGGCCGACCUGACGCUGCAGCGCGCAGACUCCCUGGAGAACAUCGACGAGAGCAGCCUCAACGAGGAGAAGGCUCACCACAGCGAGGAAGAGGACUGAGAGGAGGAGGAGGAGGCUCACCACAGCGAGGAAGAGGACUGAGAGGAGGAGGAGGAGGAGGAUCACCACAGCGAGGAGGAGGUGGAGGAGGAGGCUCACCACAGCCAGGAAGAGGAGGAGGAAGAGGACUGAGGAGGACUGAGGAGGAGGCGGGAAGCUGCUGUUGUUUUCGUUAGCGAUCGUUCCCCUUGCUUUCGCAAUCUGUUCUGAGUGACAGAUUUUCUGAGAAUAGGAUUUGAGUGUUUGGCCCACUGACUAAGCGUCUGUCUGACUAGUCUUGUGUGACUAGUCUGUCUUGACGGAUUUCUGUCUGUCUGACUGACUUCCAGUCUGUCUUUCUGAUAGUCCAUCAGGAUGACAUGAUUGUGUGUCUGUCCGUCUAUCUCGGUCUAAUCUUUCUGUCUGUCAAUUAAGUUUAUUUUCUUCUCUUUGCAAGUUGAGGAGGGAGGGAGGAAGAGAGAGUGAGAAAUAAACAUGACCUCUGCAUGUAUACAACAUUUCAGACAGAUGUGAAUGCAUGUUGAUUCGGUUCCUCUGAGUGUGAAAUGCUGCUAACUUCCAGGAACAUUCUGUAAUACUCAUUUAUUUUGUCUGACCGUUUAACUGAAACUAGUUUUUUUCCUAUCAAGCCUCAGCAAGAUUGUUUUUUCCUUCUAUUUGAGUAUGUAAAUAUGAUAUUAUAUAUGAUAUUUAGUUUCCUUAUGCAGUGAGAUAAUUAUAUAAUAAAUAAACUAUCAGUUUCUUAAUAUGCAGUGCCCUCUAGUGGUGAAGUUAUGUAACUCCGUGCAUGAUUGCCUUAGAAGUGGAAUGGGAUGUGCACUAUAACAUAGGGGCUUAAAAGCUACCCUUCGCGCUUGUGCGACUGAUUUUCAGGGUGUACUUGGAUUGGUUAAUAGAUUGUGUAAUUUGUUUGUAUAUGAUUACAGUAAGCAAAAUACUUGAACUCGCCUACGGGGCAGACUACAGUAUCCAAAACAGACGACAGAAGGCUUCUACAAGAUAGCGUGAAUGACAUGUACAGAGAAUGGUAACACAGCAAAUCUCAGGGGAUGGGGAACAACGGGCAAUCCCGUUGUUGAUGUAAAGACGUUUCCCCGUUUGUCAAUAAACCUAUUUUUCUGUCUCAUAA
This is a messenger RNA of Gadus morhua (Atlantic cod), 2447 nucleotides long. It is a transcript of the gene stard15, whose product is annotated as StAR-related lipid transfer (START) domain containing 15. Bases 536 to 1318 code for a protein of 260 amino acids. The transcript is spliced from 7 exons. The record is from RefSeq and is a predicted model, not a curated record. Lineage: Eukaryota; Metazoa; Chordata; Actinopteri; Gadiformes; Gadidae. Gene Ontology annotation, molecular function: lipid binding.